This is a messenger RNA of Nothoprocta perdicaria, 780 nucleotides long. Its product is annotated as maestro heat-like repeat-containing protein family member 1. NCBI's taxonomy places the organism in Eukaryota, Metazoa, Chordata, Aves, Tinamiformes, Tinamidae. The record is from RefSeq and is a predicted model, not a curated record. The transcript has 8 exons. The annotation marks the transcript as partial. Gene Ontology annotation, cellular component: cytoplasm.
CUGCGCCUGGCCGUGGUGGAGGCCCUGGGGCCCAUGAGCUACCUGCUGCCCGCCGAGAAGCUGGAGGAGCAGCUGCCCAGGCUCAUCCCUGGCGUGCUCGGCCUCUACAAGAAGCACGCGGAGGCUUUCUGCAUCUCCAAGAGUCUUUGCCAGAUCCUGGAGGCCUCCGUGGGCAUCGGCAGCCGCAGCCUGGAGGCGCAGCUGGACGCGCUGCUGGGCGCCCUGCAUGCCCAGGUCUGUGCCCCGGCCGAGCCGGCUGUGCCCACGAGCGCCAAAAACCACACGGAGGUUCUGCGGUGCUUCACCGUGCUGGGUGCUGUGGCCCUUCCUGCUGCAGUUCGUGACGCCCGUGCCCUUCACCAACGCCCUGGCCCCGCUCUGCAAGAGCCUCGUGCACUUGGCCGCCAAGAGGCAGGAGGAGGGCGAAGACGCGGCCCUCGUCCGCUGCGACCUCAACGCAAAUCUGCCUUCGCCCUACGCUCUGACGACGCGACUGCUGAGAACACGGAGAAAUCCCUGUGCCAGAAGGAGUGGGAGGAGAUGCUGCUCCAGUUCCUGCAGGAGACGCUGGCGGCGGUGGCCGAUAACGCGUGGAUCGGGCAGCUGGGCACGGAGAUGUGCAGGCAGCUGAGCAGCUACAACGGCCUCGUGCCCGAGAAGAACUUCCUCUACAAGUGCAUCGGGACGACGCUCGGGGCGUCCCUCAGCAAGGAGCUGGUGCAGAARCAGCUCCAGGAGCUGCUGGAGACGGCCCGCUACCACGAGGAGGCAGAGCGAGAG